Messenger RNA from Fimicolochytrium jonesii, 1151 nucleotides. RefSeq lists its product as uncharacterized. The record is from RefSeq and is a predicted model, not a curated record. The transcript is spliced from 8 exons. NCBI's taxonomy places the organism in Eukaryota, Fungi, Chytridiomycota, Chytridiomycetes, Spizellomycetales, Powellomycetaceae. Bases 201 to 1055 code for a protein of 284 amino acids.
GGGGAGUUCACAAAAGUUGAGGGGAGCGCAGCAAAACUGGGCAAAACGCGUAUGACGUAAGCAAUAGACGCGUCGUUUGCACUGCUUUCCAGACAUCGUUUGCAGCUCAAGGUGAUCUACAGAGAGCGGAUCAAGUGUCUGUACAGCAAGCAUGUCCAUCGUUACAGCUACAGGCAGGCUCUUGGUGCUGGCCCUCUUGCAUGACUUUGUUGCGUGUCCCAGUUACUGACUCGACGCUACGCCUCGGAAAUGUCACCUGUACGCUGACCGUCGACAAGUCCCCUGGCAAGUAUGUGCAGCCAGGGAUUUGGAAUGCCGCUGAAAAGGUAGUAAAAUGCGUCAUUCUGUCGACAACUGAGAGUCCGCUCCUGCCAGCGACACUCAACUUAACAACGGAAACGAACGUACCCGUAGGCCCCGGGGUGCCAGUGUGGUUCGGGAGCCCUACUCGCGUGACCAAGAACUGCAGUUAUUCGUUAAUUCAGCGGCUUUCCGGGCCCGAUGACAUGUCAGAUUUCUCGGUGAUUACACCGAAAAGCGACACCACACCUUUCUGUACAUCAACCGCAAACGCUCGGAAUGCAUAUGCAGACAAAACAGCGUGGCCAGCCAUUCAGCGAUACUAUUCAGCGAGCGACAAUACUCUUUCUGCCAAAACCUCGAAGCGCUUCAUGGACUGCUACAAGCUGUGUGGCCAGUCACGCUCCGUCACGAAAUAUCGGAAAAAGCGAUGUAAAUACUUUGCUCUAAAUUUUCCGAUUCCGUUCAAGACUGCAAAAGAUGCUGGCAACUUGUAUUCGGGAUCUGUGGUUCCCACUCGGUCUGCCUUUACGUGGUCGCUCAACCAAGCCUGUGGGUUCAACACGACGGGCGCGAGGGUACCUGAUUGUCUGAACCGACAAGCGGGCUAUAAACUCUUGUCGACGCAUUUCCUGCAAACUGUGACCAACCCACUGAAUGGAUGUACGCCAUGGGCCUGUCCGGAAACGUCGACGUCUGGGUGGAUCGAAACGUUACGGCCAUCAGAACGGGAACGGCCUUUGCGAAGGCUUUAGAGGUGAUUUUAAGAAUCAUGACUUCAUGUGAUGUAUUUGGCUAACGGCCAUAACUUUUCUCCGCAAAACAACCCAGGGCGUUCUCAUUUACAACAC